This is a messenger RNA of Neohortaea acidophila, 1053 nucleotides long. Its product is annotated as aquaporin-like protein. Bases 1 to 1053 code for a protein of 350 amino acids. Gene Ontology annotation, biological process: transmembrane transport. The record is from RefSeq and is a predicted model, not a curated record. Gene Ontology annotation, cellular component: plasma membrane. Gene Ontology annotation, molecular function: water channel activity. NCBI's taxonomy places the organism in Eukaryota, Fungi, Ascomycota, Dothideomycetes, Mycosphaerellales, Teratosphaeriaceae. The transcript is spliced from 3 exons.
AUGAACAUCCAAGAGCCGUCCACGAGGGGCUUCAACCUUCCCGGCAUGCGUCGCACCAACACGAGGAAACAAGACAUCAACCACACGCCUCGAUCCCGACUUCUGGACUUCCUGCCGAAUACCCUUCGCAACCACAUCAUCGCCGGGGUGGGCGAGGCCUUCGGGACCGCUGCUUUCCUGUUCCUGGCAUUUAGCGGCACCCAAGUGGCCAAUGCAGCGGCGGAAGCUCAGAAGCAGGCCGGCGGAAGUCAACACAGCAUCCCUACUGCCCCCGAUGCCUCGUCACUCAUGUUCAUCUCGCUCUCAUUCGGCUUCAGCCUUGCCGUCACCGCGUGGGUCUUCUUCCGAAUCUCCGGCGGCUUGUUCAAUCCCGCAGUGACUCUCGGGAUGGCUUUGAUCGGAGCGGUGACGUGGGUGCGCGCCCUCGUCGCUCUCAUUUCUCAACUGUUUGGUGCAAUGGCGGCGGCAGGAAUCGUGCGGGCCCUCUUCCCGGGCACCUUUGCCGUCACAACCACGCUUGGGAACGGCGUUUCCGUUGUGCGCGGCCUCUUCAUCGAGGCGCUUUUGACCGCGGUGCUCGUGUUCACCAUCUUUAUGCUGGCGGCGGAGAAGCAUAAGGGGACGUUCAUCGCACCUAUCGGCAUCGGACUUGCGCUGUUCGUGUGUGAGCUGAGUGGGGUCUUUUUCACUGGAGGCUCUCUCAACCCCGCGCGCUCUUUCGGCCCGUGCGUGGCCCUCGGUCACUUCCCACACUAUCAUUGGAUCUACUGGGUCGGCCCCGGCCUCGGAUCAUUACUUGCCGUCGCUCUGUACCGAUUCCUCAAGCUCCUCGAGUACGAGACGGCGAACCCGGGCCAAGAUUUCGAUGAAAAGGAAGCGGAAGUUUUGGAUGUGGACGAAGAACAUGCGUACACGGCGAAGGAUGUCGCGAGACCUGAUGCCCUAGAGAUUUCUCGCUCACGGAGCGCCCACCCGAAUUUCGCUCAAGGGGGAGGGGGCAAGGAUAUCUCUCUGCCGCAAGUGAAUGCCGUAUGCCGGGGGCCCUUCACUUGA